Messenger RNA from Toxotes jaculatrix (banded archerfish), 2142 nucleotides. It is a transcript of the gene fbxw8, whose product is annotated as F-box and WD repeat domain containing 8. The coding region runs from base 121 to 2100 and encodes 659 amino acids. The transcript has 11 exons. Lineage: Eukaryota; Metazoa; Chordata; Actinopteri; Toxotidae. The record is from RefSeq and is a predicted model, not a curated record. Gene Ontology annotation, cellular component: preribosome, large subunit precursor. Gene Ontology annotation, molecular function: protein binding.
CUUGUUUUGCGACGGUGCCGAACCAUGGGUUACCUUACCUAGUCUGUAUAACUAAUAAAUUCCUACGCCGCCGCUUUAUGUCACCGAAAAGUUGUGUUUUAUCAACGAUGAUUGAGAAAUAUGGCGGAUGACGAACUUGCUGCGUUCAGGGAGCGUUGGAAACAAGAAUUAACGAGUAAAAAAGGGCAGCAGCGACUUGUUUGUGCUUCUUCCCCUUCCCGGGAUGAUCCUGGUCCCUCAGGCAAGAGAGACUUGAAAAAUAGCUAUUUUGAAGACUUAAAAAAUCUCAGGAAGGCCCGUAGUCCUUCAAAACCAGGAGGGAGUGAUUGCACUGAGGGUGAAGGAGGAGGAAAAGCUGCAGCAGAGUCAGAGGAUCAACCUGAGUAUGUGUCCAUUGCACGUAGUUUGCUGGAUGGCAGGACCAGUCCCCUGCUGGACAGGAUUAAGGAGGAGAGGACAAGGAGAAAGAGGCAGUAUCACAACAGGACCAGUAUCUGCUGCGCAUCCCUGCAGCAACAACAGCAGCCUCAGAGGAAGGUCAAGAAAGACGAGGAGCUGGUGGAUCAACUCAUUCAGGAUCUGAAUGAAGUCAAUGACAUUCCCUUCUUUGACAUCGAGUUGCCGUACGAGUUAGCUUUGAAAAUCUUCCAGUAUCUCAGCUGUGCAGAUCUUGGCCGAUGUGCACAGGUGAGCAGGCCAUGGAGAGUCCUUGCAGAGGACGGUGUUCUGUGGUUCAAGAUGUGCACGAGGGAGGGUUAUCAUCAGGAUGCCAGUGUAUCCGACUCCCCCUGCUGGAAGAGCACGCUGCGAGACUGCAGGAACUCAGCCAAAACUGUGCGCUCCAACUGGAAGAAUCGAGUGGGAUCCAUCAGCCAGCUGCAGUUCGAGCUGGGGAAGGUGCUGUGUGACGUCAGCUCCUGUGACAACUUUGUCUUGGCCGGGUACACGUCGGGUGAUGUGAGGCUGUGGGAUACACUGCACUGGGACUCAAAUGCUUCCUACUUAAAACCCAACAGCCUGUCAGCAAACACAGACCCCAGACCACAUGUUAGCCACGUCCAGGUCAACAGCACAGUGGCUGCUGCUGCUUAUGAAGAUGGCUGUGUGGACCUGUGGAGCACAGAGACAGGUGGGGAGCCCAUCUACCACUACCAGAGCCCAGUGAGGAUCCAGGCCCUGGCCCUGAGCCCAGACAGUCCCAUCCUGGGGUCUGCCGCUGGGCCUGACAUUCGGCUCGACCGUGCCGAUGAUCGCGGCUACUGGAGGACAAUCUGCCAGGCUCACCUACCUAAGACUGUAGAGAGCCUGGUUUUGGUGCCAGGCAGGGGCCAGCAGUGCCCGCUGGCAGCUUUGGCAGCAGGAGAGGCUGUGCACCUGCUAGGCCCACGAGAUGAUGAGCCACGGACACUCCACUCAGUCUACGGCCAUCCUGUUACUUGCCUGGAUGCCUCCGACUCCCAUGUUGCAUUUGGGGUGAAGCGCUCCGGCUGGGCAAUGCACGAUGGAGGCAACAAGAUCCAUGUCUACAGCCUAGAGACGGGCAAACCUGUGGUUUGUGUCGGCAACUCACCGGGAGAUUUCACUUGCAUCAACUUGAGGUUCAGCCCUCCUCACCUGGUGGUGUGUGGAAACAAAGACAGGAGGGUGAGAGUCUUUGACCUACGAGCCGGCUCCUCCGUGGUGUCCCUGUAUGCUCACCACCUGGGUGUGACAUCGGUGCAGGCAGACGAUUGGAAGAUCGUGAGCGGCGGAGGCGAAGGACUGGUGUGUGUGUGGGAGAUGAGGAUGGGGGCUAAGCUGUGGGAGAUGCACAACAGGCAUCCUGUAAGGCAUGUACGCUUCAACACCAGCACCCUGGUGACAGCCAACAUCCCCGAUGACAAGUCGCCGCGGGGGGCCUGCAUCACAGAUGAUGACCUUACAGCUCACCGCAGACACAGGGGAGUCAUCUGCCAUUAUGACUUCUCUGAGGACGCGCUGUCACAGGAUCACAUCCUUCCCAUCUGCAGGUCUGACUACACCGAGUCUUACGGCUACAACUACAACAUCAGCCUGGCAGUGCCCUACGACAGGUUGUCUGGCUCCCACCCAUCCCACUGACUGACACCUUCCCAGACUGCAGCUUGGCUCAGUGAGUGACUG